GACCCUCUGAAAGUGACAGACCCAGGUUCAGGUUUCUCCGCAGUACAGAGGAGGCUGUUGCUGCCAUCAGAGGCGUGCUUUCUGCAGACCCGCGGUCCAUCCACAGGAGGACACGCUGCAGGGACAGGCUCUUCUACUUCAUCCUGGACUCAGCUGACAUCACCUGCUGGUUCGGACAAGGCUUUGCUGAGGUGCUGCAGGUCCGACCUGUUGAGCAAAAUGUUGUCUCAGUGUGAGAAAUAAUUUGAUGAAAGCUUUGUGGCUCGAUAGACUAAAAAACCAGCGCUUACUUAGACAUUUCCGGUCAUUUCUCUACUGACAAAUGUGUAAGUGGUAAGUGGAGACCUUUUAAUCAGACACAUGAAAAGCUGGGAAACAUUCAGUUAUAAAUAAGUUGAUUAAAUAAAAUAUUUUUGAAACAGAA
This is a messenger RNA of Gymnodraco acuticeps, 424 nucleotides long. RefSeq names its product tRNA methyltransferase O (gene trmo). The record is from RefSeq and is a predicted model, not a curated record. Lineage: Eukaryota; Metazoa; Chordata; Actinopteri; Perciformes; Bathydraconidae.